Molecule: messenger RNA, 1839 nt
Organism: Bactrocera dorsalis (oriental fruit fly)
Lineage: Eukaryota; Metazoa; Arthropoda; Insecta; Diptera; Tephritidae
Product: reticulon-4-like
Source: RefSeq, a predicted model, not a curated record
GAAAACGCAUAAGAAAAGCUUUUGGUAGCACAAAAAAGUUUUGGAAAUGUUUGAAAUAUCUCGUAAACGAACAUUUUCAGCUUUGUUUAAAUAAACAAUUUCAUUCAUUUAAAAAGUAUAGAGUACCAAAACUGAGCGCUUUAGAUUUCACCUGCAUACGAGUUUGUUCUUGAAAUUGCAACAACGUUGGGGCGAGUGAGCUGGAGAAAAAUUUAUACCGUGAGUUAGUAAGAAAAAACUAAAAUUGAUUUGCAGUGAAAAUAUCAAAAACUGAUUAAAGUGGCACGCACAGAAUUGUCUCAGUGUGUCAAAAACAAAACAAAUGAAGUAAAAUUGUGAUAAUUAGCAACAAUUCUGGAACGCUAAAGUCUGACUAAUAAGAAGGUAAAAAGUUUUCCAUUGGGGAAAAUUCGAAUAUCUACGUAGAAAAUCAAAAGAUUGGAGAAAAAUUGAAUUGACAAUUUGAAAAUAGCUACCGACAAGCUGUUAGUGAUUUAAAUUGAAAUCAGUCCAAGUUUUAUUUAAACAAAAUGGAUUUUAAUUUUGCCGAUUUGAAGAAGGAAGCAGCUGCUACGGCAGAGGAUGUGUUUUCUCAUACUGCAGAUGCAGCUAAGCAAGCAACAAAUGCAACAUAUGAUUUAUUAAGUGGAGGCGGUGGACGUGCUUCGACGGGCGCACAAGAUGAUAACUCACACACAGAACACUACUUCGCCAACGAGCAGAAGGACAUUGAUUUUGAACAUGUUGACCCCCAAGCAUUCGUACAGCGUAUGUCUGCCGGUGCAAAGGAGGCACAGGAGCAAUUAGAUGCCAAGUUCGCACAACACACUAACGAUUUUGAUGAUUUUCUGACCAAUGCAUCCAAGGAUUUGCACUCCUUUGGAUCACAACUACAGCAAGAUACGAAGCAGGGCGUACACGAUUUUAUGAACGCUGAACGUGGGUUAUUUAGUGGUGCCGGUGACAUAAACAAACAAACCGUUGAGGUAUCAGCACCUACAACAGUUCCGGUUAUACCAAACAAGCCUGCUGAACAUGCUAUUAAAGAAGCUGAUUUGCUAAAUUUCAGUGUCGGUGAUGCGGCUGAAAAACAUGCUCCAUUGCAACCAUUCGAAGAAGAUUUUGAGACACACUUUGCACCAACUGCACCAGCAGCUCCUGCAUCAACAACUACAACGCUAUAUGAUGAUGAUCUUGUAAUUGGCAAACCUUCGAAUUCUGCAUCGGCUUCCAACAAAGAUUCAGAUACGGAUUCGCCUUCUUUGUCAUGCAAUCCGUCGCCGGCAAAGAAGAAUCCAGUAACUGCUGCAUUAAAAGAACAGGAUAAUGACAAAUUUAUAUCUUCUGAAGAUUUGCUUGGUGAUUUCAAAGACGAGCGUACUUCAACGCCUGACUUCCAAGUUAAACCAGAAGUUACUAAACCGACAGUUGAGGUUAAAACCACACCCGUCUCAGUGCCUGUCACUGACUUAGAUGCGGAAGAGGAAGCCACAUCACUAUUUUCACAACCCAAACACUCACAAGUCGAGGAAAUUAAAGAAACUGGCCACACUAGUACAACAUCUUCAGCAACUUUACCCGUAGCAAGUGCUACAGCUGCAGCUGCACCCAAGCCAGCCGCAGUUAGUGAGCCCAUCGCUGCUAAACCGCUCGCUCCGACAACAAGCAACAAAGAUACAACCGAAGUAGUCAAACCUAAAACAGCGCCGCCAGUUCCUCCAAAGGAGAUCAAACCAUCCCAUCAACAGUUGGAUCAACCAAAGAUUGUUUCCGUCGAAGAAAUUUUCUACAAAUAUGGAUUGGAUGCCUGGUUCAAGCCGGAACGUUUACAUCCACGUG